Molecule: messenger RNA, 1620 nt
Organism: Fonsecaea erecta
Lineage: Eukaryota; Fungi; Ascomycota; Eurotiomycetes; Chaetothyriales; Herpotrichiellaceae
Exons: 5
Coding region: 1-1620 (539 amino acids)
Biological process (GO): transmembrane transport
Molecular function (GO): transmembrane transporter activity
Source: RefSeq, a predicted model, not a curated record
AUGACGGGGGAUCACGAACACGGCCACCAUCCCGCCCAUUUAAAGCACAGCCACGCCCACGAAGAGGCGAUUCCUGGAACCGUCAAUCUGCAAGCCCAAGAGGGCGACGAUACCGGCUACGGACAAGCUCUGUUCCCUGUGCCAGCAGACGACCCUAACGACCCGCUACAAUGGGGCAACUUCAAGAAGACCAUGAUUUUGUGCAUCUGUGCGGCGUACUCUUUUCUGGGAAACUCGUCAUUGCUCGGUCCUUCGGUGUACAUUGGCAUCUAUGCGGAAUCCUUCGGGAUUGACCCCGGCACGGCUUCAAACCUGAUUUCAUAUCCCAACCUGGCCUAUGGCUUUGGCUCCUUACUUCUGGUUCCCGCCUAUCUCAAAUUCGGCCGACGACCUGUGAUGCUGGUUUCCAUCAUCUUUUUUGCUGUGGGCCUGAUCGGCUGCUCCCAAUGCAACUCGUACGGCACUUUGAUGGCGUGCCGCAUCAUCCACGCCUUUGGCUCUGGAGUAUGCGAAGCUCUGCCCGUGCAACUAGUCAAUGACAUCUUCUUCUUGCACGAGCGUGGUCAACGGCUGGGCUACUACACCGUCUGCCUCUGUUUGGGCGCCACCGGACCUCUGUAUGCCGGCUACAUGCUUGCAGGCGGCUACUCGUGGCGGCUGUUCUUCUACGUCGAGUUCGCCUUUGCGUGCGCCCUGUUCAUCCUGGCCUUCUUCUUCGUCGAGGAGACCUGGUACAAGCGCGAGGAGAUGAAGCGGAUUCUCGGGGCCGCCGUGGAAUCAUCCCCCACCGAGAAAGGCGUCGAGGCCGACCUGCACGAGGUCGCAAGCCCUGUGCCGGUCCGGAAGUCGUUCGUGUCCACCCUCAAGCCGUGGGGCGUGUACGAUCGCGAUGUCUCGUUUUUCAUGACCGCCGCCCGCUCUUUCACCUACUACGCCGUGCCGUCUGUGUUCUGGGUGGUCUCGACUUAUGGUAUCUACAUCGGUCUGGGAGCUCUGGCAUUCAACUACACCUUCCCUGCCAAGAUUGUUGCUCCUCCUUACAACUGGAGUCAGACCAAUUCAGGCUUGAUCGCCGUGGGCAAUGCCAUCGGAUACAUCCUAGCCAUCCCAUUCACGACGUCGUCGGACCGGCUGGCGGCGUACCUGACCAAGAAGAACAACGGGAUCCGCGAGGCCGAGAUGCGUUUGGGCGUGCUGCUGCCGGCGAUGUUGGUCGGCCCUGCGGGGCUGAUUGUGUACGGGUACACGGCGCAGGAGAACCUGCACUGGAUCGGGUACUUCGCGGGCGUGGCCAUGUGCAACUGGUCGGCUUACUUCUACUUCACGUUCUCGCUGGCGUACGCGGUCGACAGCUACACGGUGAAUCUGUCGGAGAUGCUGAUCGCCAUGAACCUGGGCAAGCAGGCCAUCUCGUUCGGCUUCGGCUUCAAGAUCCUCGACUGGAUCCUGGACAGCGGCUACGUCACCAUCAUCGCGGGCGUCUUCUGCGGCGUCCUCAUGGCCAACGACCUCAUGCUGCUCGUCUUCAUGUUCUUCGGCAAGCGCAUCCGCAUCGCCACCAGCAAGACCUGGCUGGCCCGCAUGCACCGCAAGACCCAUGUCGUGGGGGAAUCUCAUUAA